This is a messenger RNA of Diachasma alloeum, 789 nucleotides long. It is a transcript of the gene Vsp37A, whose product is annotated as vacuolar protein sorting-associated protein 37A. Lineage: Eukaryota; Metazoa; Arthropoda; Insecta; Hymenoptera; Braconidae. The record is from RefSeq and is a predicted model, not a curated record. Gene Ontology annotation, cellular component: ESCRT I complex. Gene Ontology annotation, biological process: ubiquitin-dependent protein catabolic process via the multivesicular body sorting pathway; protein targeting to membrane; protein targeting to vacuole.
CUGAAAAUUUAACCAAAGAGACUGAGCUCAAAGCCCUUCAAAAAGAAGUAACAUCGAAAGGUCAAUCAGUGACAGCCCUUAAAGCUCGAUACGAUAAUUUGAUUCAACGAUAUAAUAAAUUAUCUGAAGUAUUUGCACCAGAUCAUAUAAAGGAGUGCCUAAAACGUGCUGCCGAUGAGAGUCAUGAAAAGAGUGAAAGAAUAGCCGAAGAUUUCCUCAAUGGAAAAAUUGAUGUUGAACGAUUUUUGUGUACGUACAUCAAAUGUCGAAAAUUGGGACAGGCAAGGCGCACUAAAGAGGAAAAGUUGGCGCACCAAUUGAAUGAGUUAAAACGUGCUGGAUAUUAGAUUGGAUAAUAUAUUAAAAUUCAUUUACAUAUUCCAAUGAUACCCAUUGAAAAAGAAUUAUGAAAAUUUGAGCGAUGAAAUGUUAAUAUUACUAUGUUAAUAUUACUAAUCGAAGGGAUCUUCAAUUGCAUCUUUAUAUGACAAGGAAUUUCAUGCAGGAAAAAUCAACUACACAUUCCACUUAGAACACUUAACAACCGAAAGAAACUUUACUGGCUAGUAUCAGUUUGUUGCAAUCAUAUACGCCAGAAUAGUACAUUAUAUUAUUACGGGCCGUUCAUAAAUUAUGUGGUUUUUGUGGCAUGCGACGGAUACGAUCGAUCUUCCGCCACCUCCAAUGGGGGGGAGGGGGUCACCUUUAGUCUUAUGUGAUGAUGUGAAUUCCAGGAGUGUUAUCGAAGAUAUGUAUUUAUUUCAAAAUAAAAGCAACGAUUGGAGCAAA